Hyaloscypha bicolor E is the source of this 807-nucleotide messenger RNA. RefSeq lists its product as uncharacterized. Gene Ontology annotation, cellular component: endoplasmic reticulum. The coding region runs from base 1 to 807 and encodes 268 amino acids. Gene Ontology annotation, molecular function: L-ascorbic acid binding; procollagen-proline 4-dioxygenase activity; iron ion binding. Lineage: Eukaryota; Fungi; Ascomycota; Leotiomycetes; Helotiales; Hyaloscyphaceae. The record is from RefSeq and is a predicted model, not a curated record. The transcript has 4 exons. Gene Ontology annotation, biological process: peptidyl-proline hydroxylation to 4-hydroxy-L-proline.
AUGGCGCCACCCAAAAAGCAUUCCAAACCCGCCACCGCCAAACCUGCCUCGACCCCACCACAACCCCCACCAAACUGGCCCCCCCUUCGCCCCCUCGUCCCUCCAUCAGAUCUCUCUCUCGCCACCCUACUUCCCUCCCAAAUCGCCCUCAUCCGCAAUUUCUGGCCAUCAAAACUGUGUAAAGAUUAUGUAUCUUUCUUGAAGACAUUGCCGUUGGUAACGACACCAGGGAAGCCGAAGAAGGGCGAUGCGGUGAGGGUUAAUGAUCGGUUUCAGGUAGUUGAUGAGGGGUUUGCAAGGAGACUAUGGGAAGAAACUGGGUUGAAGGGUCUAAUUCUGGGAGAUGGAGAAGAAAAGGGCGAGGAUGCUGAGGAGGAGAAGAGAAUUGGUGAGAGUGAGAGGAGGGAGUUGUGGGGUGGAGAAGUGGUAGGUCUCAAUCCUUCAAUACGCAUCUAUCGGUACACGAAAGGGCAGUUCUUUGACUGCCAUUAUGACGAAUCUAACCACCUCUCCCUGUCCAACGUGCCAGUGAAAACAACCUGGACUCUCCUUCUCUACCUCACGUCGCCGGCGACUGGAUGCCAAGGCGGAGAAACAGUAUUCUAUCCAGAUGAGAUAGUGAUUCCGGGAAAGAAGAAUGUGGUUGAGGAGCCGGUUGUUGUGGGAUUAGAGACGGGGAUGGUGCUGCUGCAUAAGCAUGGGAAUGAUUGCAUGUUGCAUGAGGGGAGGGAGGUCACGGAUGGGGAGAAGUGGGUUAUCAGAACCGAUCUGUGCGUAAAGAAAGAGAGGUCUCGAUUUGCAGACUGA